AUGGGACUCCUAGCUGGGUCGCACAGUAUUCGGAUUAACAUUGUGAACAUUGUGGUUACGGAUUUGAUUGAUCCAGCAGUUUCCAUAAGAGUAAUUGAUAUUAUUGAAAUGAGAGACUAUAGAAUAAAAGAAUUAGAUACG
Molecule: messenger RNA, 141 nt
Organism: Dentiscutata heterogama
Lineage: Eukaryota; Fungi; Glomeromycota; Glomeromycetes; Diversisporales; Gigasporaceae
Source: the annotation of a GenBank genome assembly